This is a messenger RNA of Drosophila eugracilis, 994 nucleotides long. RefSeq names its product putative deoxyribonuclease TATDN1. The coding region runs from base 31 to 966 and encodes 311 amino acids. The transcript is spliced from 4 exons. The record is from RefSeq and is a predicted model, not a curated record. Gene Ontology annotation, molecular function: 3'-5'-DNA exonuclease activity. Gene Ontology annotation, cellular component: cytosol. Lineage: Eukaryota; Metazoa; Arthropoda; Insecta; Diptera; Drosophilidae.
AGCAGUUGGCUUUUUUAGUGUGUUUUCUUAAUGUUGCGGCGAUAUUUUGGAAUGGCACUGAAAUACAUUGACAUUGGGGCCAACCUGACGGACCCCAUGUUCCAGGGCUGCUACGGCGGAUCCCAGAAGCACCAGGCCGACCUGGACAUUGUUUUGGAACGCGCGUGGCAACAGGGUCUGCAGAAGAUCAUCGUCACUGCCGGCUGUCUCAAGGAUGUGGACGAGGCACUGGAUCUGGCCUCCAAAGAUGAACGCAUCUACACCACGGUAGGCACACAUCCCACUCGUUGCGAGGAAUUCGUACCAGAUCCUGAGGGCUACUAUGACCAGCUGCGAUCCAAGAUCAAGGAAAAUCGGGAAAAGGUGCUAGCCAUUGGAGAAUGCGGUCUGGACUACGACCGCCUGCAGUUCUGCGGCCAGGAGACACAGCGCCUAUACUUCGAGAAGCAACUGGACCUGGCCGCCGAGUUUCAACUGCCCCUGUUCCUGCACAUGAGAAAUGCUGCUGAGGAUUUCAUGGCCAUCCUGGAAACAAAUCGGGAAAAGAUCAAAGUUUGCGGCGGAGGAGUAGUGCACAGCUUUACGGGCACUCUCGAGGAGGCACAUCGCAUCCUGGCCUUUGGUGGCCUCUAUAUAGGAGUGAAUGGCUGUUCCUUGAAGACGGAAGAAAACGCAGAAGUGGUGCGCCAGUUGCCCAACGACAGGAUAAUGCUGGAAACCGACUGUCCAUGGUGUGGUAUACGUCCCUCGCAUGCUGGUCAUAAGCAUGUGACCACCAAGUUUGCCACCAUCAAGAAGAAAGAGAAAUGGACUGCCGAAUCUCUGAUAGACGGACGAUGUGAGCCCUGUCAGAUCAGCCAAGUUCUGGAGGGAAUAGCUGGGAUCAAGCAGGAACCCAAAGAAAAGCUGGCAGAACAGUAUUACCAAAACACCUUGGACUUGUUCUUCAGCAAAAGAAAAGAUUAGGAAAAUGAAUAAAACCCUUUUUGAUUUA